ACCAGUCUGUCAACUUCCUUUUCCGCUUUAUCAAGCACGAUGAUCGGCCAGGAGCGCUGCGUUGAGAUUGGGCGUGUUGCCUACAUCGCAUAUGGAGAUGACAAAGGAAAACUUUGUGUCGUCCUUGACAUAAUUGACCAGAACAGGGUCUUGGUUGAAGGACCAUGCACUAAUGUUGCCCGCAAGGAGUUCAACAUGAAGGCCAUCCAGAUGACCCAGUUCCUCCUGAAAAUCCCACACUCAUGCAGACAGAAGGUUGUCCGUAAGGCUUGGGAGAAGGAGGAGAUCACCAAGAAGUGGGGCGAGACCACCUGGGCACGCAAGAUUGCCUCUAGAGAAUUGAGGGCGAACCUUACAGACUUUGACAGGUUCAAGUUGAUGAAGGCCAAACAGUGUAGAAACCGCAUUGUCAACACUGAAUUUGGCAAGCUGAGAAAAGCAGCAAAGAAGGGGGCAAAGAAAUAAACUGUACAUUAUGAAUAAAUGUCAUCUCUCAGA
Molecule: messenger RNA, 498 nt
Organism: Mya arenaria
Lineage: Eukaryota; Metazoa; Mollusca; Bivalvia; Myida; Myidae
Product: 60S ribosomal protein L14-like
Exons: 5
Coding region: 40-465 (141 amino acids)
Biological process (GO): ribosomal large subunit biogenesis; translation
Cellular component (GO): ribosome; cytosolic large ribosomal subunit
Molecular function (GO): RNA binding; structural constituent of ribosome
Source: RefSeq, a predicted model, not a curated record